This is a messenger RNA of Effrenium voratum, 1131 nucleotides long. NCBI's taxonomy places the organism in Eukaryota, Dinophyceae, Suessiales, Symbiodiniaceae. The record is from the annotation of a GenBank genome assembly.
AUGGCUGCGAUCGCCACGGCCAGCCGACGCUUCGAGGAGACGGUCCAGGCAAAUCACGAAGGAAGCGAUGACCUGCCGAAAGCCAAGAAGGGCCGAUUCCUGGCGGAAGGCUACUGCGACAGCCUUCAGAGUGACAGCACGCCGCAGGAGAAGCGCCCGGUGCUGCCGCUGCUGCGCAGGCUGCUGACGGAGGUGAACCGCCGCAGCGUGCAGUCGCCGGAGGAACUGCUCGGCUUCGAGGAGCUGGCAGACUUCUGGGAGGCAACUACACCCACUGCGGAGGACUCGGCGAAGAUUGCGCAGCUCCGGAAACAGCUCAGUACCGCGCUGCAUCAGUUCUUCAGGAGCCGGUGGCCCAUCGCGAAGGCGGACUGGACUCCUGAGGAGAUGGCGCGGGGCCUGGACCGUCCCACGGGGAACCGGAGCCUCGGGGAGUUCCAAGUGGACCUCUCCGCUUCGGGUGUGCCGUACAUCAACGCAGCCCGGAUACCGGGCCUGGUGCCUGGCGUCUCUUUCGUCGCGACGCAGCAUCCGCUGCCGAGUACCGUGGAGCACUUUUGGCACAUGGUGCUGCAGUUGCAGCCCACCGUGAUCGUGAUGCUGAAUGGCCACAGCUCUUCAGAGGACCUUCAGGACGGGUACGCCCUGGCGCCGUACUGGGAGCAAAGCUCGGUGCGGGGCUUCGACCUGGACAUCCAGGAAGUUCGCCACGAGAAGGCGUCUGAUUGCUGCGUGCGGAUGCUGAGCUGCAAGCGUGGGUCAAAGGCCUGGCAGGGCCCGCAGCUGGCGGUGCCCUGGUGGCGGGACCAGAGCGAGCCCGACUGGCACCUCUUCCUGGAGCUGAACAAGCUGGUGGACAGCUUUCUCACACCUGGCAAGUCGCACUCUGUGUUUGUGCACUGCGCUGGUGGCAUCGGACGAGCAGGCGUGUUCAUCGCCGCGGAUGCCGGUGCCAGGGCUGCGGCGCAGGGUGAGGCCUACAGCCCUGACAGGCUGAUCGCGCACUUGCGACGCUGCAGAAUGAACAUGGUGCAGACUGCGGAGCAGUACGAGUUUCUACACCGAGUCCUGCCUGUUCUAACCGAACAGCUGAAAGAUGACCCGAUGUCAGCAGUGCCCAAAAGUGGUUGA